Drosophila teissieri is the source of this 2362-nucleotide messenger RNA. RefSeq names its product protein VAC14 homolog. The coding region runs from base 206 to 2269 and encodes 687 amino acids. Gene Ontology annotation, biological process: phosphatidylinositol biosynthetic process; positive regulation of kinase activity. The record is from RefSeq and is a predicted model, not a curated record. The transcript is spliced from 9 exons. Gene Ontology annotation, cellular component: endosome membrane; PAS complex. Lineage: Eukaryota; Metazoa; Arthropoda; Insecta; Diptera; Drosophilidae.
CUCGAGAUUUUUACGUAAAUUGAAUUAUUGACUUUGGUGGAAAUUACUUAUUUAAAUUCGACGCAAACUUGGCGCCAAAGCGAAAACUUUGCGCAUCCGAAAACACGAGUUGGCAUCCCCGGCAAACAGCUGUUCAUGAAUAUGCAGAGCAAUCCAAAAACCCGCCUACAAAUAUUGUUAUUUUGAUUAGAUUACGGAUUAGAGAAUGGAACCGCCGUACGCUCCGCUAAGUGAGUCCUGCGCCAAGGCGCUGGGCGACAAGAUGUACGAAAAACGGAAGUUGGCCUCGCAGGAGAUCGAGAAAAUGGUCACGGAAUUCAACAACAAAAACAACUCGGCCCAGAUCCGCAAGCUGAUCGAAGUGCUGGCCACAGAUUAUGCCACAUCACGGGACGCAAACCGAAGGAAAGGAGCGCUUAUCGGUUUGGCAGCCAUGGGAAUAGGGCUGGGCAAGGAUUCGGGCAAGUAUGUCCAGGGCCUGGUGACGCCCAUCAUGACCUGCCUAUCGGAUCCGGACGUCCGUGUGCGUUACUUCGCCUGCGAGUCCCUGUACAACGUGGUUAAGGUGGCCCGCUCCGCAAUCAUUCCCUUCUUCCCGGAGCUUUUCGCGGCACUACCGCGACUCGUCACUGAUUCAGAUCAGAUAGUGAAGGACGGCAGCGAAUUGCUGGAUCGCCUGCUAAAGGACAUUGUCACGGAAUCGCCGCAAACGUUCAAUCUGCAGGCAUUCAUUCCAUUGCUGAGGGAGCACAUCUAUGUGAAGGAUGCGUUUGCCCGUCAGUAUGUGAUCUCAUGGAUAUCGAUCCUAAACGCUGUACCCGAUAUUAACAUGGUCAACUAUUUGACUGAGAUUUUGGACGGACUGUUUGUCAUGCUUGAGGACAAUACACUUGAGAUCCAGCGCAUGUGCGAGACCACAAUCAGUCAGUUCCUGAAGUCCAUAAAAAACGAUUCGUCAUCCGUGCGGAUGGAGGACACUAUCAAUACACUUAUAACCCACGCACAAUCGCCCAAUGAACUCAUCAAGUCCAUUGCGAUCACCUGGAUCCGGGAGUUUGUCCAGAUAUUUGGCCCCAAUGUUCUGCCGUAUGCUAGUGGCAUAUUUACGGCGAUAUUGCCGUGCCUGGAAUACAAUGUGGAAUCCAAAAGGAGUAUUAAAGAGUGCGCGGUGUCUGUUAACAACUCGAUGAUGUUGCUGGUCUCGACCAAGGAGCUGAAAACGGAGACUGUGGCCAAGAUUGAUUUACGUUCAAUUAUGGACGUUCUUUCACAGUACCUCACGCACAAUUCCACGCACACGAAGAUCGCUGUACUUAAAUGGAUCCACCAUCUAUUCACCAACUUUCCAAACGAAAUGUCCGUGCAUGCGAGUAACUUAAACACUAACCUCUUGUCGACACUGGCCGACAACUCGGACGAGGUAGUCCUCCAAAGCCUGUCCGUUCUGGCGGAAAUCGUCAAUUCUCAAGACAGCAGGGAAUUGAACGACUUUGACAAAUCGCACUAUCGCAAGUUUUUAUUGAGCUUACUAAACCUUUUCAGCGAGGAGAAACUUAUACUGGAGAACAGAGCCAGCCUUAUUAUAAGAAAACUCUGUGUGCUGCUGAAUGCCGAGUACAUUUACCGCACUUUUGCCGAAAUAAUUGCAGAGGGGGUGCCCAACUUGAAGUUUGCAUCCACGGUUGUGCGUUUGCUAAACAUGAUCCUACUAACCUCAACGGAGCUUUUCGAAUUACGCACAAGCCUGCGAAAUAUAUCCAACGAAAAGUCAGCAGAUCUCUUUCAAUGCCUCUACAAGAGCUGGGUCCACUGUCCAGUAUCCACACUUUCGUUGUGCCUGCUGACCCAGAGCUACCAGCAUGUGUCCCGCUUGGUUACGCUGUUUGCCGAUGUUGAAAUCACUUUGGAGCUGCUUACCGAAUUGGACAAACUGGUUCAGUUGAUAGAGUCUCCCAUAUUUGCUCCAUUGCGCCUUACGCUUGUUUCCAAAGCAAACAACUGCGCGGAUGCUCAGUACUUGGCUCAUGCCCUGUUUGGCAUCCUCAUGCUGCUGCCGCAGACGGAAGCUUUUGAUACGCUUCGGAAUCGCCUGCAAUGCGUACCCAACUACUGGGGUCACGAUCCUGUAGAUGAGCGCAACUCACUGGAAUACAAAAGUGGCAUUGAUUUCGAUGCCUUGGAACAACAUUUCAUUAAAUUGCAAAAGGCCCACCGUGAGCAGCGUAUUGUACACCGGAAGCGGAGUGUAAUAACUCCUGAAAGUAAUUAGCCUUCUCAUGCAUACCUUAUUUAUAUAGCCUGUGAUUCAAUGUGGAGUCCUUUCAUUUGCAUAUGUAUGUUUAAUAAAUUUGAGUAUAAUAUA